AUGAUCCGCGUCCCGGCUGUUCUCUUCUCUGGUGAUGCAAACAAGGGGCUUCCAGGGAUCAUCCUUACUCCAACUACUCCAUCUGAACCUGUUACUCCCAGCACGGUAUCAUCUUCGCCAACAUUGCCGGAAUCACCAGCAAUGCCCUCCCUGCCGUCGCCUUUAACCCCGCCGCCUCCCACUCCGCCAGGGUUUGAGUUCAAAAACAAUACCGAACGGUACUUCUUUGCCAUUGCUGCACGCGCACUCCAGGAGGCAGUAAAGCUACCUGAACAACCACCACCAGCUGGCUGGCUACCUAGCCAAAAAUGCCCCAUCUUCUAUUCUUCGAUACUUGACCAAUUUACUGUCUGUUUCCGCGAGAAGCUCCAAAGCCUAGGCCGCUACCAACAGGACACAUUUAUUGAAGAAUGUCAACAUCACUAUGUCAGCAUUUUCAACAACAUCCGCUCUAGAUGGCAUUACUCCCCGUUUGGCUCGAUUGAUGGGUUUAGAACUACCAUCAACACUCCCAACUGUGCAAUCGCUGUUCAGGCACUGCAACACACCGUCAGAAAGCCGACUUCCCCUCCGCCUGCUAAUUGGAAGGUCAACGAUCCCUUACACACAUACUAUGUUAUCAUGAUUGCUAGGUUCCGUACUCAUCUGCGCAACAUGCUGAGGAACUACAACUCCCUCUUGGUCGAUGGACCAAUUGAUAUCCAUGAGUCUACCUGCCGAUUCAUCGAGCUAGUCAUUCAAGAGUACCGCCGCACCUGGAUCACAAACUUCGGGCUAGAGUGA
This is a messenger RNA of Trichophyton verrucosum HKI 0517, 783 nucleotides long. RefSeq lists its product as uncharacterized. The record is from RefSeq and is a predicted model, not a curated record. The coding region runs from base 1 to 783 and encodes 260 amino acids. The transcript is spliced from 2 exons. Lineage: Eukaryota; Fungi; Ascomycota; Eurotiomycetes; Onygenales; Arthrodermataceae.